AGCGGCGCUGCGCAGAAUGAUCAGUGUUCAAAGUCCUCAACUUUGCUCCGAGAUCUUUGAUGAACUACCUUUAACUGAAAAUUGAGUUUACAUUUUUUUGUUUUUAAUUAUUAUUGACUAUUUUCCUAUUCUAUACUGUAAAGCUGUUUUGACACAACCUGUAUUGUUAAAAGCGCUAUAUAAAUAAAGGUGAUGUAGAAGCCUCCAACUCUAAACUUGACUUCCACACUUCGGGGGUUUAGUAACAACAAGCAGUAGCAGCAGUCCAGUCAUUCCUCUUUCCGAUUAACAGUUAAUUUUUCUCUUGUUUUCAGUUUGCACGCACAUUAUGAUGAUCACAGCUGCUGAAAACUGAUUUGCUCCCCCCGAUUCCAUUUCCUGUCAAUGAUUCAAUGGGUGUUUCUCAAACGGAAGGCUGGAUCCUACCGAGGCUGCGUCCUUCCUAGUUCAGUCCUUCAGAGUCUUGUCGGCUAGACUCCUCAUCUGCAUAUAAACGCUAGAUUGAGACGCUCUAGUAAGUGCGCGUGGCUACCUCACAUAUGUUGCCGCCCUUACCGUCACGGCACAAAAACACUAAUAAAACUUAGUUUUGGAAAAAAACCUUUGUAUUACAAAUCUUUAUAUUAUUUGGCUUUCUAUUAAUGCAAUACAAUGAAAAACCGCCAUCUAUCUCCAUGUGGCAUAAAUUAUUGGCAGUUUAGCGUUUAGUAAUUAAUUUACACCAAAACAAAAUCUAACAUCUAUCCUUUCAUGUCCGAAAACAUUAUUUUUGUCUUAGAUUUCAUAAUAAAUUCAGACAAGCUCAGUACUGACUCGUUUUUCGUCAGUUUAUUUUCAUGAAAUGGGUACAAAGGAUUGUGGUUGAUUGAAGGUCGCGGAGGAUGCAUCCCAUGCAUCCUUCAAAUUCAGCUGAAAGAAGGACGCGAAACGAAGGCUGUCUUCCGAGGAUCCUCCCACUGAGACGGCCUUCAGAGACGUUUGAUGACAUGGCAGCCGAGAUAUGCAACCUUUGUAGGACGCAGCCUUCCGUUUGAGAAACACCCAAUGUGUCACCGCAGGGGGAACUUCUGUCCCUUUGAAAAGUGGUGUUGACACACACCGCACAAACUUAAUGUGGCCCUCUAGAGGCCAAAACAGCGUGGGACAAUCUUCUGAAUAACAUGAGCCAAUGACAAUUAUUUAUUUUAUUUUGCCUGUUUAUCUAUGUGGGAAAAAAUCCACUUUAUGAGGAACAUCUCCUAAUAAUUACAUUUUAAAAUAAAUUCAUCUCAUUUGGAUGACUAUCUUGGAACUGACAGGAUCUUAGAUGCAUAAACUAAUCGAAUUAUGAGUGUGAGGUGCAUUGUGUGUCGUGUUCAUAUUAGUAACACAAAUUAAAGCGAGGGGGCUGGGGGCCCGCAAGGCAAGCAGCUCUACAUCAGAUGAACAGACUGCGGAAGUGUGCAAAUGUACUUGAGCAAUCCCACACUGAUUUCACCCAGAGUGACUGGAACAGGCGUCUUCUAGCUCUUCUUUAAAGAAGAAAAGGUUUCUCUUGACAUCACAAUGAGCAGUCGAGUGGAUGAUGUUAUGCAGCUUUGCUGUGAGGUCUCGGCCAGCAGGAAGAUGAAAGCAGCCGUGAAGAGCUCUGGAAAGGGAGCUGCAGCGGCUGGCGGAGGUGCUUUUGUAGGGGGAAUGGUUGGAGGCCCAGCCGGAAUAGCUGUUGGUGGUACUUUGGGAGGUCUCUUGGGAACUUGGAUGACCAGUGGCCAAUUCAAACCUCUUCCUGAGAUCAUCAAGGAGUUGCCUCCAGAAUAUAAGGAGAAACUGUACUCUGAUGUCAUGGGUGCAUUGGGCACACUGGACUGGACAGACGUGGCUGGUCUCAUUGUUCUGGUUAUGGGCAGUGCCACUCUGCAGGAACAAGUGCUUGCUGCUAUCCUCACUUAUGCCACAAAAGAGCUGAAGGCUGAAGUGCAGUAUGGAAACUGACCACUAGACGGUUAAUGUCACCAGCUAGUGGUUCUCAAUCUUGCAUCCUGUUGCUUUAGUACUCCUGUUUCUGUUUCUCUGCAGCUCUUGUGCAGACUCUUUUUUUUAAGCAAUAACAUUGUAGUCUCAUGAAAACAGUUAGGCUAGUUAUUUCCGUGCAUAAUGCAGGUUAUUCUAAUAAAGAAGAUUUGUGGAAUGUUCUGUGAUGGUUUUCAGUUAAAACCAAUAAAACUGUAUUUCUCGUUUUAAAAAGUUCAAAAUAAUGUAUUGUUUAUUUCAUUUUUUUAAACAAUGAAGUGAGUAGCA
This is a messenger RNA of Onychostoma macrolepis, 2277 nucleotides long. Its product is annotated as protein C19orf12 homolog. The record is from RefSeq and is a predicted model, not a curated record. Bases 1546 to 1971 code for a protein of 141 amino acids. The transcript has 3 exons. Lineage: Eukaryota; Metazoa; Chordata; Actinopteri; Cypriniformes; Cyprinidae.